UUCCCUUUCUUCCCCCAAAAGUAUAGACAGCAAAAGAGAUCUUGUUAACUUCUGAAAGACACUGUAGUAAAGAUGACUACCUGGGCUUUUGGUCUUCGAACUCUUCCUCUAGUGAUCUUGGUGGGGCAUGGAGCCUUCGGGUUUUCCUCCUUGACCUCGCCAACAGCAAACAUCGACAAGGACUGGACACCUGAUGACUAUGAAUAUAGCACUGAAUAUUAUGAUCAUGAAACAAUUAUAAGUAAUGUGUCUGAGUAUCAAGAAUAUACUAGUUGGGCCUCUAUAGAAAAUGAUCCAUGCCAGCCCAAUCCUUGCAUGCAUGGUGGUGACUGUGUUAUAAAGGGAGAGAGCUUCAAGUGUAACUGCCCUGCCCCAUUCACUGGGGGAAAAUGUCAAACUGUACGCAACACAUGCCGGAGAAAUUCUUGUGUCAGAGGAGAAUGUCUCCUUAUCCAGGCUCCGCCCUAUUACAAAUGUGCUUGCAAUCAUCCAUAUGGGGGUCCAAACUGUUCAAAAGUCUCUCCAGCAUGUAGACCAAAUCCCUGCAAGAAUGGAGGUAUCUGCAGGGGGAACAGGCGGAGAUCCAAGUUUACAUGUAGCUGUCCCGAAGGAUUCAGAGGGAGAUUUUGUGAAAUAGGUCCCGAAGACUGUUAUGAAGGCAAUGGCCUCAACUACCGAGGGAAAGUCAGUAAGACAAUUGGCCACAACACUUGUCUUCACUGGAACUCUCACCUUCUCUUGGAUGAGGCUUAUAAUGCAUUUAUGGAGGAUGCCAAGGUCCAUGGUAUUGGUGAACACAACUACUGCAGGAAUCCAGAUGGUGACAAAAGUCCUUGGUGCUUCACUCAGUUGGACAAGAAAACCGUGAUUUGGGAGUCCUGUGAUGUCACCUCUUGCUCAACCUCAGCAGAUGUCUUGGAGUUCCCAUGGAGGCCCACUGAGCUCAUCACUUCAAGUCAAAUGUUCAGCACCUGUGGGUUGCCAGAGAUAGCUGCAAACAUCAAAAGGAUCUAUGGGGGGUUCAAGAGUACUCCAGGCAAACACCCCUGGCAGGCAUCUCUCCAAGUGUCUCUGCCACUGACUGUCUCAACACCCAAUGGGCACUCGUGUGGGGGCACACUGAUUGAGCCCUGUUGGGUUCUCACCGCUGCACACUGUGUAAUGUUAAAAGCCAAAGAAGUGCAGGUUGUUCUUGGUGAACAAGACCUGAUGAAGUCUGAAACCCAUGAGCAGAAAUUUAAGGUGGAGAAGAUAUUUGCCCACCCAGAUUAUCAAGAUGAAAAUGAAAUUCCCUCUAACGAUAUUGCUUUGCUCAAAUUAAAGCCAGUGAAUGGCCACUGUGCUCUGGAAUCUAAGUAUGUGAAAACAGCAUGCAUAUCUGAGACACCAUUUCCUUCUCAGACAGAAUGCUAUAUUUCUGGAUGGGGAGCUACAUCAACAGGAAAAGCAUCUCGUCAUCUCCUGGAUGCUAAAGUCCAACUGAUCUCCAAAUCUCGUUGUAAUGCUCCAAACCAGUAUAACAACUUGAUUGAUGACACCAUGAUCUGUGCAGGCAGACAGGGGACUGACUCCUGCCAAGGUGAUUCUGGUGGCCCUUUGACCUGUGAAAGGGAUGGCAAAUACUACCUCUAUGGGAUUGUGAGCUGGGGCUUUACAUGUGGAAAGAAACCAGGAGUCUACACUCUAGUGACCAAGUACCACAGCUGGAUCAAAGACACCAUUCGAGAAGAAUCUGGAUCACAGUAGACAGUGCCUAAGCUAGUAGCUGAUACAGGCACAAGUAACAGCAUCUUCAUCUCCAUCCUCCUCUUCAUCGCAUUACAGCCUUGUUGGUUGAAACUAACAAGGAAAGUCUACUCUCAAGAAGUAAAUAGUCAGAGAGGAAGAGAUAACAUUGGAUUGAUCGAGAUUGGUCAAAAAUCUGUGUUCUAGUCCUGACUCUUCCACUAACUAGCUGUGUUGGUCAUGGACAAAUUACUUCCUUUCUCUGGGCCUCAGUUUCCUCAUCUGUACAAUGGGGGGCAGUCGGAUUGUGUAGUCUCCAAACGCCCUUCUAGCUAUAGCCAACCAAUUUAAAGACUUUCACUGGGGCUAAACAGAAAUAAUCUCCACUUCCACCGUGCUUGUCUCGUCUUCCAUGACUCUCUAAACAACAUUUUCAUAAUAGCCCUCUAUGCCCCCUUAUUAUCUCCUAUCAUUUCCAAAGGAAUCGUGGAAGGGACCUUAAAUUUUCCAGGAUUUUUUUCUUCAGUUCA
Trichosurus vulpecula (common brushtail) is the source of this 2255-nucleotide messenger RNA. It is a transcript of the gene HABP2, whose product is annotated as hyaluronan binding protein 2. Gene Ontology annotation, molecular function: calcium ion binding; serine-type endopeptidase activity. The record is from RefSeq and is a predicted model, not a curated record. Lineage: Eukaryota; Metazoa; Chordata; Mammalia; Diprotodontia; Phalangeridae. The transcript is spliced from 13 exons. Gene Ontology annotation, biological process: proteolysis. Bases 73 to 1746 code for a protein of 557 amino acids.